Eurytemora carolleeae is the source of this 1023-nucleotide messenger RNA. RefSeq lists its product as uncharacterized. Lineage: Eukaryota; Metazoa; Arthropoda; Copepoda; Calanoida; Temoridae. Bases 25 to 636 code for a protein of 203 amino acids. The record is from RefSeq and is a predicted model, not a curated record. The transcript is spliced from 2 exons.
UAAUAAUUCUUUCUUCCUAUCUUUAUGCAAUACUCUACGUAUACUAGAAUGUACCUGCGACGUACCUCCCCUGCUAGCUGUGAUAACAUGUUAAAUAAACUUUCAGACCAAACAAUGGACUCUAGUAAAGUGGAAUCAGCAUUAAAGAAAUUAAAUAUAUCCUUGGAUCUCUGGAAGGUUAAAGUGCGCGCCGGUCAAAUUCUACUAAAGGAUAUUUUGACCAACCUUUAUCCUGCUGAGAAAGAGCGGGAACCUCUGCCGGCCGACGAUAGUUUACAGCAGGCCUGUGAGGGGUUGACCGACGUGUUGAGAGAGCUCCAGGAGGUUGUAAAUGAUGUUGAGGUUGCGAGGUCACGGUUGGCUGCCCUCUCUAACCUGGUGGGAGAGGGAGAAUGUAUAGAAUUGAAAAAUAAUAUUGUGAAUGUUAGAGAACUAAGAGACUGGGUUAUUAACAUGCAUCUAGAAUAUAAAGCACAGUUGUCUUUGAACGAGAAUGUGGUCCGAAAUAUCUGUCAUCUGUCUAAUAGAGAGCAAGCUCUAGUUCACCUUGCAGUCUGGAGUACUCAGUCGGAGAUACGACAACAAACUGAAUUUUACUCAACCUGUAUCAAACAUCUUGUUUCACAACCUUUAUAGCAUGUGUUACUAGUCGUCUUUUUCUUACCAUAUAUUUUUUCUGAUUUAAAGGGACUGUAGUUUUAUUGCAAGUAACAUCUCGUUUAAAGAAGGAAAUGCCUAAUUCAUCACAAGGGAAAAUUUAAGUUUUUAAAGUAAAAAUGUAUUUUUGAUCAGAACAGCUGUUAAAGGCACCACUAUCGUUAAUCGGACAUGCCACUCUAAAAAUUAAGAGUCAGUUUACAUUAAGUUUACAAUCCCUGUAAAGAAGUUUCAAUUUUAAAUUUGUUCAGAUGGAUUCUGAAACUUUGAACUUAGUUAAGGUGUUUGUCUUAGAGUUAAAACUGUUGUUUUCUACCAGAAGCUGUUGAACGUACCUGAAUUUUUUUGACAUUAUAUUUUAUUUCA